This is a messenger RNA of Budorcas taxicolor (takin), 1377 nucleotides long. It is a transcript of the gene NAP1L2, whose product is annotated as nucleosome assembly protein 1 like 2. The record is from RefSeq and is a predicted model, not a curated record. NCBI's taxonomy places the organism in Eukaryota, Metazoa, Chordata, Mammalia, Artiodactyla, Bovidae. Gene Ontology annotation, molecular function: histone binding; chromatin binding. Gene Ontology annotation, biological process: nucleosome assembly. Gene Ontology annotation, cellular component: chromatin; nucleus.
AUGGCCGAGUCAGCCGACCACAAGGAACUGUUCAGUCAAGAAGAGUCUGGUGAUAAGGUAAUGAUGGAGGGGUCCGGGGAGCAGCCGGAGAGCAGUGAAGAUGCCUCGGCUGGGCCUGGAGAUGAUGGGGACCGCGGUGAAGAAGCUGCCGUGGGUCCUGGGGAAGAAGGGGAAAAAGGUGAAGAGGAUGCUGCUGGGUCCGGGGAAGGCGGGGAAAAAGGUGAAGAAACUGAUGAGGAUUCAGACCCAGACCAUCCAAAAGGACUUAUCGGUUAUCUUUUAGAUACAGACUUUGUUGAAAGUCUACUUGUGAAAGUUAAAUACCGUGUGUUAGCCCUCGAAAAGCUUCAAACUAGAGUGGCCAAUCUAGAGUCCAAAUUCCUGAGGGAAUUUCAUGGUAUUGAAAGAAAGUUUGCUGAAAUGUAUCAGCCUUUAUUGGAAAAAAGACGUCAGAUAAUCAAUGCAAUCUAUGAGCCUACAAAAGAGGAAUGUGAAUAUAAAUCAGAUUCUGAGGACUGUGAUGAUGAGAUGUAUGAUGAGGAAGAGAUGUGUGGUAAUGAGGAGGGUCUGCUACAUGACUACAUGGAUGAGGAUGACGAUUGUGAAGAUUAUGAUGAUUAUGCUGUUGAAGAGGAGGAGGAGGAUGGUAAUGAUGAUGACAAUGACGAUAACACCAAGGCAGCUGGAGAUGAGAAUAAAGAAGAGGAUCCUAAAGGAAUUCCUGAUUUUUGGCUGACUGUCUUAAAAAACGUUGACACACUGACUCCUUUGAAAAAAUAUGAUGAGCCUAUUCUGAAGCUCCCGACAGAUAUUAAAGUGAAGCUUUCAGAUCCUCGUGAACCUCUCAGUUUCACACUAGAGUUUCACUUCAAACCAAAUGAAUAUUUCAAAAAUGAGCUGUUGACAAAGACCUAUAUGCUGAAGUCAAGGCUAGCAUAUUAUGAUCCCCAUCCCUAUAGGGGAACCGCGACGUAUUGCAUAGGCUAUAAAAUAGAUUGGAAUGAAGGAAAGAAUGUCACUUUGAAAACAGUCAAGAAAAAGCAGAAGCACCGCAUCUAGGGAACAAUGCGAACUGUGACUGAAGAUUUUCCCAAGGAUUCAUUCUUCAAUUUCUUUACUCCUCAAGGAAUCAACUCAAAUGGAAAGGAUGGAAAGGAUGAUUUUCUACCUGGCCACAAUUUAUGUACUUACAUAAUCCCAAGAUCAGUAUUAUUUUUCUCAGGUGAUGCGCUUUAAUCUCAGCAAGAAGGGGUAGUUAGGGAAGUUAAUGAUGAAAUUUAUGACAAAAUUAUUUGUGAUAAUUGGAUGGCUGCAAUUGAGGAAGUUAAAUCUUGUUGCAAAAAUCUUGAAGCAAUAGUAGAAAACAUUGAUCGCUAA